This is a messenger RNA of Castor canadensis (American beaver), 2758 nucleotides long. It is a transcript of the gene Ccdc60, whose product is annotated as coiled-coil domain containing 60. NCBI's taxonomy places the organism in Eukaryota, Metazoa, Chordata, Mammalia, Rodentia, Castoridae. The record is from RefSeq and is a predicted model, not a curated record.
AUGACCAAGGUACCAGCCACCAAAAAGACGCAGAGUUCCCCCAACAUGGGGGCCAUGUGGCCCUUUUAUUCCUCAGAACAACCGACACAGGUUCCAGAGAAGACACUGAAGAGCAUCAAGUAUAUUGACAAGGAAGUAAUUAACCUCAAAAAAGACCUUACACGAAGUCGCUUGCUGAUGCAGUCUGUGAAGAUAGGUCGUGGAUAUUUUAGCAUGCUGAAAGAGGAGAGUACAAUGAAAAAACGACAGCAACAACUUGAAAAACUGAAGGAGGAAGAAAAAAACAAAUUCCAGCCAGCCAAAAAGGUCUCAGAAAUCCAUUUUGGGGAAACUUUGUUGAGCAUCUACGAUGAGGAGAAGGCGAAGAAGCUGGGGCCUGGUGGCAUCCUUCGCCCGUUCACGCCCAUCCACAAUUGCAUCAUCUCUCCCUCACUACCAGAGGCUCACGUCGAGCCCCUCUUCCGCCAGCUCUGUGCCCUCCACUGGCUUCUGGAGGCCCUGACCAUCGACCACACCCACCACACCAUGAAGCCAGUGAUCACCUGCUGGAACCCCAAGGACCCAGGUGGCAGCAGGAGCACAAUAAAGAAGAUCAACAAGGACAAGUCCAUGGGACAGAGGUGGGAGCGCUUUGUCAUCGCACCAAAGACCAAGAAAUUAAAAGUCCCUAUGUUGAGAGCCUGCAAACCAAGCCGCCGAGGCUCCACCCUCAGUCUGUCUAGGACCAGUGGGGGGUCCUCCCCGCAAAGCAGCAUGGUGUCUGUGAACCCUGGCUCUGAUGAGCCCCCCAGUGUGGUCACCCCGGCGACCGGAAGCAAAGACAUCGAGGACAAUGAGUCUUCUUCAACCAAGCCAGACGACGAGGUUCUCCAUGUGCAUCUUCAGAAGCUCCUGGAGAUGGUCAGGGAAGAUGCCCGAAGAUCAAUCAUGAUGGAAAACGGAAUGCAAAAGCUACUUCCCAGCAUCGUGUCCUUGUCUGUGCCCAAGCAAAACAAGAGUGAGUCUGCCUCCAAGGAGGGACAGACCACCCACAAAUCAAGUGAGCAAUCCAGCACCACAAGUAUGGAAAGUCACACCCAGGUGACCCAGAAGAAGUCGAAAACCCGUGUUAACCGUGACAUCAUCCAGUACAAGAGUGGAGUCUGUGACAGCUUGCGAGCCAAAUUUUACAGCAUAGCCCAGGAGGCUGGCUUCUGCCUGCAAGACAAGAUGGAAAUUCUCAUGAAGCGCCAAGAAGAGCGAGGUCUCCAGAAGUUCCACUCUUUCGUCCUUGCCUCAAAUUUCCAAAAGGACAUAGCGAAGAUGAGACACCAAGUCUCAGUAAUGAAAGGGGACGCAGAAGAAAUUGCAGACCACUGGUACUUUGAUCUGCUGUCCAAGCUCCCUGAGGAUUUGAAGAACUUCCGCCCUGCCAAAAAGAUCCUGACAAAACUGCAGAAGUUUGGGGAGAACCUGGACCUGAGAAUCCGGCCCCAUGUCCUCCUGAAGGUGCUGCAAGAUCUGAGGAUUUGGGAGCUGUGCUCCCCCGACAUUGCCGUGGCUAUCGAGUUUGUUAGAGAACAUGUCAUCCAUAUGCCUCAAGAGGAUUACAUCAACUGGCUGCAAAGCCGGAUCAAUAUUCCUAUCAGGCCCCACAGCACCCUGAUGUAAUCUGGGCCUGGGUUGACCAGCUAUCGCUUGGAGAAGAGCAAGCAAGCCAACACUAUGUUCCUGAGUCCUGCCUAUGUUCGUGCUUCCUGCCUACUCCUACAGAUGCCUGAUAUGAUGGAGUAAGAUCAUCUGAAGGCUGACUUUUGGAAACAUCCUAGAGACAGAUAUUCCCACAUGACCCUCCACUCAAUUUCUCUGCCCACUCCAAUCUCCCAGUCUCUGUUUAUUGGUUCAGCCUGACUCUACCUACUUUUCCAGAUUCAUUCACCCUAUUCUUUUUCCAAAAAUUCUGGAUAAUAAAAUUGAUCUGGAUAUUUGAUGUCUCUAGCUGGGAAAGUGUUGGAACUGUGGAAUUUGGGUGUGGUACUCAGAUCCUAAUAAUAACAACGGAAGUCAUUAUUGAGCUUUUGUUAUGCACCAAACCCAGUGCUGGGUGGUUUGCCCAUGUAGCAGCAUUUAAAUUUCAUAAUAACUUGGUUAAGUGGGCAUUGAUGAUGUUCUCAUUUCACACCAUUGGGGCCAGAAUAUAUUUCUCAAUUAGAUAGAUAGUUAGAUGAUAGAUAGAUAGAUAGAUAGAUAGAUAGAUAGAUAGAUAGAUGAUAGAUAGAUGAUAGAUAGAUAGAUGAUAGAUGAUAGAUCAAUCUACAUACAUGAUAUUAUAUAUUGUUUUGUAUAGAUGGAUAAAUGGAUGGUUGGAUGCUUGGAUGGAUGGGCAAAUGGAUAGUUGGGUGAAUGAAUGGACAAAAGGAAGGGAGGAAGGAAGGGAAGGAGAGAGGGAGGCAGAGAGGGAGGGAGGGAGCAAGGAGGGAGGGAGGGCUCAUCCCCACAAGUAAUGGUGUUCAAGAAAAUCUUAGCCAUUACCUUUUGACCUCUUGUGUCAUCUUGGUCUUGUGCUCGUCUACAUUCUUAAGCUAAAAGGAAGCUGUAGGCCUUUUAACUCUCACAUGAUUGCAAAACUGACCUAACAAUUGAACAACUGGACUUGGUUUGCAGUAAUGGCAAGAGUAUCAGAACAUUGAUGUGGGCUGGGCUCCAGCAUCUCUCCAUGGUGAUCCAGAAGUGGGAGCAGAGUUGAAUUGGUAUUAUUAUUAUUAUUGUAACUAACAUC